This is a messenger RNA of Gloeophyllum trabeum ATCC 11539, 1592 nucleotides long. Its product is annotated as glutamine synthetase/guanido kinase. The record is from RefSeq and is a predicted model, not a curated record. The coding region runs from base 144 to 1592 and encodes 482 amino acids. The transcript has 14 exons. Lineage: Eukaryota; Fungi; Basidiomycota; Agaricomycetes; Gloeophyllales; Gloeophyllaceae. Gene Ontology annotation, molecular function: glutamine synthetase activity.
GAGCCCCGUGUUUCGUGCAAGUCACGCUAACCCAGGUUGUUCCCGUUGUCGACCGAACGAUAAAUACUACGCGCCCUGCGAAGGGCCCUGCUCAGGCUCGCACAACUUCAGGUUCAUCGAAGUCGACAAGCUCAUUGAGCGCAAUGCCCGGAUCGAUCGCUACCAAGCACGCGCCACAGAAUCUGGAGGAGCUGCGAAAGCUUCUUGCCGUGGACAGUAAAGUAAAGGUCGCAGGAAUCGAUGUCGAUGGCGUGCUACGAGGCAAAUUCAUGUCCAAGGAGAAGUUUCUCUCAGCAGCUUCUUCAGACGGCUUCGGUUUCUGCAGCGUAACCUUUGGAUGGGAUAUGCAUGACCAAGUGUACUCUCCAGAGUUGCUUAUUUCCAAUAGAGCAAACGGAUACAGAGAUCUGUUAGCCUCCAUUGACCUCAAUACUUAUCGCCGAAUCCCAUGGGAGGACAACGUGCCUUUCUUCCUUGUCUCAUUCCUGGACCCGGAUACCAAGGAACCUAUACCUGUUUGUCCACGGAGCACCAUCAAGAAGGUCACCGACAAAGCUGCCAGCAUGGGCUGGAUGUGCAUGGCUGGGGCUGAAUAUGAGUAUUAUAACUUCAAAGAGACUCCCGACUCUCUUGCCGAGAAGAGAUUCCAUGGCCUGCAACCGUUAACGCCCGGCAUGCACGGAUACUCACUGUUGCGUCCUCAGUUGAACAUGCAAUACUUUGAUGAUAUCUUCGAGGAGAGUUUGGCUUUUGGGAUUGACAUUGAGGGUCAUCAUACGGAAACUGGUCCCGGAGUCCUCGAGACUGCACUCGCAUACGGUCCAGCUCUGAGAAUGGCCGACAAUGCCAUCCUCUUCAAGUACCUGGUUAAGAGUAUCGGUAUGAAGAGAGGCGUCAUGCCCAGCUUCAUGGCCAAGCCCUGGGGUAAUCUCCCGGGAUGUAGCGGCCACAUACAUGUGUCCCUUCGGACUGAGGAUGGCAGCAACGCGUUCGCAGUGUCAGAUGAAGAGCUCAAAACAGGAAGAGCAGGCGCUGCCUACGAGGACACGAAAUUCAUCAGUCAGACGGCCGAAUGGUUCCUUGCUGGAAUACUGGACGGAAUAUCCGAUGUUCCUAAUAUAAACAGCUACAAGCGACUUUCUGGAGGAGAAGCCUUCUGGGCACCGAACGCCGUGACUUACGGCUACGACUCCCGAGGAGCGUCUAUCCGUAUCAUCUCCCCUCCAGGAGUACCGCCAGCUGCAACUCGGUUCGAAGUCCGUGUGCCCGGCGCGGACAUGAAUCCUUACUUCGCGCUGAGCGCGAUCUUCUCACUUGGUUUGAGGGGGAUCGAGAAGAAAUUGAGUCUGCCAUGUCCUCCCAUCGGCCACAUGAAGCCGGAGGAUAAGGCUACAGGCAAGGUCAAAAUGCUGCCGUUGUCGCUAGAAUCCUCUACCGAGAGGAUGAUGCGAACCGAGAGCAUCGCGCGGGAAGAAGCGGUCUUCGGGAACGACUUUGUAGAGCACUUCGGAGGAACGAGAAAGCAUGAAGUGAAACUCUGGAAAGAGGCUGUAACAGACUGGGAAGUUGAACGGUAUUUCGAGUUGGCAUAG